GGGGGGGGUCGUAUCGAACUGCUGAGCAGGCGGAGCCGCUGUGCCUGGCCACAUAUAUAAGGCACUUCCCCGGAGGCGCUGCGGCUGAGACAGUGCGGUGGCGGCAGGAUAGCCCGGUUCCGCCUUAAGGAGGGGUGGUCGCCUGGGCCCUGCAGAAAUGAGUGACAUGGAUUCGUACAAGGUGGUACUGGAGGGGCCACCACCAUGGGGAUUCCGGCUGCAGGGUGGCAAGGACUUCAACAUGCCAUUAUCCAUUUCUCGGCUUACUCCUGGGGGCAAGGCAGCCCAGGAAGGUGUGGGAGCAGGCGACUGGGUGCUAAGCAUUGAUGGGGAGAACACUAGCACCUUGACUCACAUUGAAGCGCAGAACAAGAUCCGUGCUUGUGGGGAUAAGCUUGCCCUCAGCCUGAGCAGAGUCCAAAACCUCCUAGGCAAACCUCAGAAGGUGCAGAACCCUGAAAAAGUUAAUGCUCAGCCCCCUGAGGUGAAGGCUCCACCCCAAACCAAUCCUGCUCCUGAUUAUGGUGACUACUACCUGGAGGACAAGCACUCUCUCCGGCUGGUGAGCCUGCCAGCCUUCCUCCCCAAUGACUCCAGCAAAAAGAGACUUAUUGAGGACACAGAAGACUGGCGACCACGGACUGGCACCACCCAGUCCCGUUCUUUCCGCAUUCUGGCCCAUCUCACAGGCACAGAAUUCAUGCAAGACCCGGAUGAGGAGCAUAUUAGGAAAGCCAGCCAGGUCUCCAUACCGGAUCUGUCUUCUGCACCAGCCUUGAAAGUGGAGCCUGAAUAUGGCUCUCCUGUUCCGAAGACUGCACCUGUUUCUGGCCCUGCCAGUCGCCCACCCUGGGCUGUGGAUCCUUCCUUUGCUGAGCGCUAUGCCCCAGAUAAAACCAGCACAGUUCUGAGCAAGCACAGCCAGCCGGCCACUCCAACACCUAUGCAGAACCGCAACUCCAUUGUCCAAGCUGCGCAGCAACCACCUGAGAGCGCCAGCAAAACGCCCAUUUGCUAUCAGUGCAACAAGAUCAUCAGGGGGCGUUACCUGGUGGCACUGGGACGCUACUACCAUCCAGAGGAGUUUACCUGCUCGCAGUGCAGGAAGGUGCUGGAUGAGGGUGGCUUUUUUGAAGAGAAAGGCUCCAUCUUCUGCCCCAAGUGUUAUGACAUGCGCUAUGCCCCAAACUGUGCCAAGUGCAAGAAGAAGAUCACAGGGGAAAUUAUGCAUGCACUGAAGAUGACCUGGCAUGUUCAGUGUUUUGUUUGUGCUGCCUGCAAAACACCAAUCCGCAAUCGAGCCUUCUACAUGGAAGAAGGACAGCCGUACUGUGAGAGAGAUUAUGAGAAGAUGUUUGGAACCAAAUGUCGCGGCUGUGACUUCAAGAUAGAUGCUGGUGACCGCUUUCUAGAGGCGCUGGGAUUCAGCUGGCAUGACACUUGCUUCGUCUGUGCGAUCUGCCAGAUCAACUUGGAAGGAAAGACGUUCUACUCCAAAAAGGAUAAGCCUCUGUGCAAGAGUCAUGCUUUCUCCCAUGUCUGAAGAGAGGGGAAAGGGGGAGGGGGGUCCUGAUUGCUCAAGCUGUUGCCUAGACUCUGUAUUUCUUUUUCACCAGUCUUGUCUGUAGAACUGGGCCCAGAUUCCCUCACGUGACAAUCAUUCCCUGUUGGAGGUAGAAUGCUCAGGGUUCCCUCUGGGAAAAUUCAGCUGCAUGGAUUCAGACAAUUUCUUUUUAAUACAUUUUUAUUCUGCACAAGCAUCAGGCAGUAGACACUACCCAUUCCAGCCUGGGCAACCUUAGUGUCCUUAGCCUGUAGGACUUGCCUACACCUUUGUUACUUAUGUAGUUUCAGCCAAAGAGGCAAUGGAAUAUUGCUGUAUGGCUGAAGGACUGCUGGUGUUAGUACUGUUGCAAAGUAGGCAUCACUUGAGGUCCUUCUGUUCUGUCUGGGCUCAUUCACACAUUACAGAUGGACUGACUGUGGUGUCGGAUGUUCCAUGCUGGGAACUUAAUUCCUGGGUUCUGGGGUCCCUGCUUUUGGAUCAGGAUUAUGAGACCAGAGACUUCAGCCUGUGCCAUUUGCCUAACUUGAAACUGCCCAGGGGAACUGAUUUUUUGCCCCACUGGGGAGGCAUUUAUUUGCUAAUGCCUGCAGAGGUUUUCCCAGAAGGGAAAAUAGCAGCUUCCAUUUUUCAUCAUGGAAGACAGCAUGGGUGUGUGUGUGGAGCUGAUUCCUCCUCUCUCCCGUAUCCCAUAGUCCUGAUCCAAACUAGAUCCUCACAUUGGAAUUUACUUUCUAGCCUGUAACUCUGUGAAUAUUUCUGAUACCUUAUGAUGGCCACCAGGAAUUUAUAGCUGGUGAAUUGGCCCUCAGAUGUGUGAUAGGAAGUAUUUGCAUACCCUUUUGGGAAGCAGCUCUUCCCAAAGCUUGACUCUGGAUGGUGCUUAUUCUCUUUGCUCCCUGCUUGCUUUGCAAUGAAAGUACCACAUUCUCCUCCUUUUGUCUUUUCUCCCAAAGGAAGGAAAUACAUAAGAGAAUUAUCCAGGCUCCUUUUGUCAUGCCUACCCUUUGGCCACAUUUGACACAUAAAAGCAGAGGAUGACUCCCAGCCAUAGUGAAAUUGCUUUCCCCAGAGCCAAGAUCAAAAAAAGUUUUUCUCCCUCCCCACCCAAAAAGCUUACCACAUAUUUAAAAACAGUAUUAGCAGAGGAGACCCUGUCUCCAGGGGAUGGUGCUGUAAACUGCAGCCCAAAAAGUUUUAAGAACAUUAAGAUGCCAUUGGAGAAGAGGUGUUGCAGGAUCUAGCCUCUUAUCCAUACCAGCACUAGUUGCUUCUCUUGCAUCAUGAAAUAAAUAUUCACUUCCCAGUACAUGGUGCUGCAUCAGCUUGUAGCUCACAGCCCUGGGCUGGAUGUGGCCCUGAAGCCUUCUUACCAAAGAGUUAUUACUGUUUUGUUUGUGUUGUUAAGACUGUCUCCCAGGACAUUACUGUCCAGCUGGGUGUCUGUCAUUCUUUGCCACUUCAGUGGUGGCUUUAGUGCCUAAUAAAUAUGCUUUUUGAGUCUU
Molecule: messenger RNA, 3069 nt
Organism: Heteronotia binoei (common prickly gecko)
Lineage: Eukaryota; Metazoa; Chordata; Lepidosauria; Squamata; Gekkonidae
Gene: PDLIM7
Product: PDZ and LIM domain 7
Exons: 14
Coding region: 158-1543 (461 amino acids)
Biological process (GO): heart development; muscle structure development; actin cytoskeleton organization
Cellular component (GO): filamentous actin; adherens junction; Z disc
Molecular function (GO): actin binding; muscle alpha-actinin binding
Source: RefSeq, a predicted model, not a curated record